Messenger RNA from Symsagittifera roscoffensis, 976 nucleotides. RefSeq names its product thioredoxin-related transmembrane protein 1-like. The record is from RefSeq and is a predicted model, not a curated record. Bases 109 to 852 code for a protein of 247 amino acids. Lineage: Eukaryota; Metazoa; Xenacoelomorpha; Acoela; Convolutidae. Gene Ontology annotation, cellular component: endomembrane system. Gene Ontology annotation, molecular function: disulfide oxidoreductase activity. The transcript has a single exon.
GAAUUUGAAAAUCAAGCCACCUUCAGAAUACGAGGAUACGAAUAGCCUAGGAAAUAGAGUGAAAUUAUUUUUGUAUAAUUUGCAAAGUCUUCGGAUUUUUCUUGCAAUAUGGAACGUUUUCAUCAUGUUUUGCAUGAUCACCAUCUUUUCAUGAUUGUCUUUAUAAUUGUCGGUAGUUGUUAUCAUUGUACAGGUGAGAUGCAGGUAUUGACGGAUAGUAAUUGGACUGCGGUUUUACAGGGUGAUUGGUUUGUUGAGUUUUACGCUCCGUGGUGCGGUGCGUGCCGUAGUUUUGAGCCAAUUUGGCAACAGUUUAGCGAGCAGUCUGACUCACUUGGUGUCAAAAUAGCGAAAGCUGAUAUAACUGUUGAAAGUGGAUUGGCGGCUCGCUUUCUGGUGUCUCAGCUGCCAACUUUGUACUAUAUAAAUGAAGAAGGAACAUCGUUUAGAAAGUACACAGGGAAAAGAAGGAUCGACAAUCUGGAGAAGUUUGUCAAUGAGAAACAGUGGCAACAAAUUGAACCAGUUGUGUGGUACUUGAAGCCAAACUCAGUGCCUAUGACUGUGGCUGGCGCGUUGGCUGGAAUCGGAGAGUCAGUGCGAUUCCUUGUCCAGAUUCUAACUGACCAGUACUCUGUACCAAUGUGGUUAAUUAUAGUCGGUAUGGUCGUGGCAACUAUAGUUGUUGGAGUUAUCAUGGGACUCGUACUUGUCGGAAUAGGCGGAGUUAUUUUUCCUGCGAAACGACAACAACCACCUCGAGGUACUCCGCAAAAAGCUGUAACAGCAGUGGGGAAAGAAGUUGAAAGCGAAAGCACCGCUGCUGGCGGCGACACGAAAAAGGAUAAAUAGUUAUGGACUUCAGUGAUCAGAGAGAAUGUUCUUAUCUGCUAUCAAUUCUAUCUUUCUACUAUAUAUGAGUAUCUACUUUGUAAAUAUUUUGGCUGUUGGAAUAGCUCGAAAUUAAGAUUUUUUA